Molecule: messenger RNA, 5359 nt
Organism: Mycetomoellerius zeteki
Lineage: Eukaryota; Metazoa; Arthropoda; Insecta; Hymenoptera; Formicidae
Product: histone-lysine N-methyltransferase, H3 lysine-79 specific
Exons: 19
Coding region: 194-3952 (1252 amino acids)
Biological process (GO): microtubule cytoskeleton organization
Cellular component (GO): microtubule cytoskeleton
Source: RefSeq, a predicted model, not a curated record
AACGCAAUGUAAUGUCAAUUGUCGUGGUGAAAUCACCGCGUUGACGGUUCGGAAAAGAAAAGAUGAGACGACGAUGAACGGCGAGCGAGAUUCGUGACUGUUUCGCGUACUACGGGAAGAGGACCACGAAGAACGAACGGAAGGAGGAAGAAGCGGGCCGGUCCGGUGGGGCCCCGGCCAUGGGGGAGACAGUAUGUUCUCCGAGCUGUGCAGGGAGACCCUGCGGAAGGCAGCAGUGUGUUACUCUGCUCGUGCAGGAAGUCCAUCACCAUCGCCACCAACGUCUCCGCCGCCAUCACCCGCCAAGGAGGCAAAGACUGCUGCCAACGCUGACCUGGCAAAUGUCCGUGAUGCCAUUCACGAAGGAAUCAGAGACCAUCACCACCACCACCACCACCACCACCACCAUCAUUCAGGGACCACCGCCGGAAAGCGAGCAUCGCCGACCGGAAACACCACCAGCGAGCCCAGAGAUUCGGCCUCAGAAAGAUCGGCCUCAACCGAUCGUCCGAACGACUUCAGGGAGUACGUUUACGUCCGAAAGCGACCGGCGAUGCCCACUGACUUCAGCAAACGAUUGCCCGCACUCGAGGCAAGAGAAGGACGACGUAGUGGCACAUGCGGUACCAUCGAGUCCACCCGAUCGGUAUCCCCCGAGAAAGGAACAGGACGUCAACACGAGGACUACCGAGGAGGAGGAAGUGCCAGCAAUGAAUGCGGUAGAUCGGACUCAAGAAUCAGCCGACGAUCCUCAGGAUCGUCGCCCGAACCCGAGGACAACUCCUCAACUUCUGGCGACGAAGCUGGAGCCGCUCCUGAGGAAACUAACCAAAGGUCCAGUUCUGCACACAAUCGCCACUCUCUCACGAAGGAGCAAACGAUGCACUGGUUCGCCCAGAUUGGUGGUGACGACUCCCUCUCUUUGACAGAUGUGAAGCGCCCGCGAAGUCUCUACGACGAGGACUCCCUCGAUGGCGAUCGUCCUUACGACAAUGAAGGACGGGAGUCGACGGGAAGCACGAAGGACUUGGACAGGGCGAAGCUCGUCCGCGAGAGGCAGAACGAGGAGCGGCAGCGGAAAUUGGAGGAGCUCAGGCAGCAGGCUCUCGCCGCGCAACGCUUCCGCGAACAGCGUGAGGAAGAGCGACGAAGACGCAUCGAUGAACUUAGAUCGCGUGAUAAUGACAGACGAAAUCAAGUCGAAGAGAGAAAACGGCUGAUAUGCGAGGCGGAGCGAGAGAGACGGGAGGCUAUCCUCCGUAAAAAUCAGGAGAGAGAGGCACGCAUCGAGGCAAAGAAGAGGAAUGAGAGGUCGCACAUCGUUUUCGCGUUUGGCAGCUCCACGCCGCGGAUGCUGGAGCCCAAUGUCAUGAUGUUUUCUGCUGCGCAGCCCCUCACUAGGAGAUCCUCCGAGAGAGAGCUGGAUGGCAGCAAGAAACGGGCCACUUCCGCUGGCGGACUCGACCGGAAACCGGGCGAAGAUAUGAGAAUGUCCUCGUCCAUGUACGAGGUGUUCAAUUGGAAUUCUAGCCCCGAUCCCCCCUUAACUCCUGCCAAGCAUAAGAGAGCCAGCCUCUCUCUGCCCCCCACAACUGACAUCUUUGCCGUCGAUGAUAAGUCCGAUAGCGACACUAGGCGUCCCAUGAUUCAGCGGGUUGCCAGUGGUGAUGAUAGCGACGGUGGCACGCCCAGCACCCCGACCUCGGUUUACCUACGUGUGAACAGGAGACGCACCGACCUCAUGCCGACGAUACCGUCCCCGCGCGACGGCCCGCCGUCGACGGCACGCAGCUCCAGCGCCAAGGCCUUCACACGUUCGCCAGGUAGGACUUACUCCAUGUCCAGGCUGGAUCAGCUGGCGCAGCCUAGGAAACGCACGACCGAGCAACAACUCGGCACGUUGGCGGAACAACAGCAAAGCCAGCCUCUGCAGAGCGCUUCUAGCAUGAGUCGCAGCAUGUCGCACUUGGCCGCGCCCGGAGGAGCCAAGAGUCUAAAACGCUCCGAUAACUCGCGUAGCAUGGGCACGCUACCGGGCGCGGCACCUAUGCCCAGACCCACCCGCGCCGAAAGACUACGCCGAAAGGCUCGCGAGUACCAGCAGAUCCAACAGCAACAAGGUAUCCGCAGCGGCGAAGUGACACCCAACAGCCCGUCCCGACCGCACAGCUCCAUGAGUCAACAGAGUGCCAGCAGCGUGGGCAGCAGUAACGUCAAUCUGCGUACCCGCACGGCCGCGUCGCGCCGACCGCGGCCUGCUUCUAUUGCCGGUACCGGUGUCUCGGUCACAGAGAAACACAAUCUGGUGGACUCGAAAUUAACGAAGGAUUCAAAGCCACCACUGCCAAAGGUCCAUAGCACUCCAAAGAAACCUUCUAUAAUACCCAAAGUCGCGGAAGUGAGGAAGCCGACGGAGAAGUUAAUCAAGAACGCCAAGUCAUCACCGCGAAUAACUCCGAAAGCGACACCCCUGCAAAGUCCCGGAGCUGAGCACGCACCACUCAUUCGCGAAACUAACGUGGAGAUCAUAAAGCAGGAUGAGAAUAAAGAGACGCAAAAUGUGAAAUCGGAAGAUAAAAACGAGGAAAAGAAGGAUCAGGGUAGCGAAAAGACACAGGAAGCGAACAUUGUCGAAUCUAUAACUAAUGAUACAAAGAUAGCGACAGAACCUGUGUCGGCAAGCAAACAAGUCAAAGACGAGACUAAUUUAAUGCAAGAGAAUCUAUCAGGUGCUAUUGCGGAAGAACCGUCGAAAGUCGCUAAAAAGGAAGAGAACAAGCAGGAGAAGAAAUCGCCGGAGAUGACUGAAAUCAAGCUUGAAGGUGAAGCGGACGAGCAAGUUGAUAUGUCAGCUUCAAUGAUCGCGAAAAUCAGAAUCACCACCGAAGAGGAAGCAAAAGCCGCUUUGGCUGAACGUAGAAGAUUAGCUCGAGAACAAGCGGAACGAGAAGCGGAAUUGGAGCGCCAGCGACAGGAGGAAGAAGCACGUCUAGAAGCUGAAAGAUUACGCGCGGAGGAAGAAGAGCAACGUCGUUUGGAGGAAGAAACUAUACGCUUAGCUAAUGAAGCUCGAGAAGCCGAGGAACAACGAUUACAAUUGGCAAUCGAAGAAGCUAAACGUCGUGAGGAAGAGGAUAGAAGAAAAAGAGAGGAGGAAGCUCGUCAGAAACAAGAAAAAGAAGAAGCAGAACGCAAAGCGAGAGAAGAAGCAGAAAAACAACGAAUCGAGAUGGCUGAGAGGCUUAAGAAGGAAGAAGAGGAGCGCAACGCCAGACGCAAACGAGUCGAGGCGAUUAUGCUUAGGACUAGAGGCAAAAAUCAAACCAAUACGCCUACCAAGGGAGAAGGCGGUGAUGGCGACAAGCUAAAAGAAGACAGCCCUACCGACGAGAAUAAACCGAUGCCGGACGGUAAAGGUGACGACGUCAUGACAGCUAGUUUAAUUUCCGAGGCGACUCAGCAAUUUAUCAGUGGCGAACAACGGGCGCAUCAUACAGAAAACAGCGUACCCGCACCUGAUAUAGUUCACAACGGCACGACACAUAGCAACGGCAUUAACGAAAAUAAAAUUGUAUUGGAUAAUAAUCAGGGUAACGUUGAAGGAGAAUUGAACGGUCAUCAUACGAAUCAUGGGAAUGGUAUCAACAGUCAAUCGAUUACGCUGGACAAUGCCACUGUCAAGCAAAACAACGUGACCAACGACCUGUUAGACCUGUCGGACUUCGAUACUCUGAGUAAUAACAGUACCGGCUAUGAUACCGGGCCGAUACUCGAACUGACGCCCAAUCUGGCGAAUGAGGAUACCCUCAACUCCAAUCUGAAUCCGGCGGCGAUGCCAUUUACCCCGAUGGGGUUCGUGCCCGCCACCGCUAAUGCCAAUGUCAAUCCGUUCCAGGACAAUUUCAUCAAUAAGCCACAGGAUAACAAUCAAGUACCAGAUCUACUAUCAUAAGGUGUCUCUUAAACGUUCCCGGGCGAACAGAAAAAGAGCAGUUGGGCAACCGAAUUGCUCAUAAUGAGCGGUAGCUAUAUUCGGAACGAGACGUUGUUGUUUAUGAUAAUGUAAAUAACCGCCGUCGCGCGACGUAUCAUGUGUAAAGGGGAAACCUCGGUGAAGCGCGAGAAUGAGGGCGCAAAGACUAUCCCCGUGCCUCACAAUCAUGCCGAGCUCUGAGCGUCGUCAUCGGGAAGAAGGAAGUGUAAAAUAAUAUAUGAUGUUAAUUGAUUAUUAUUACGCAACAGCAAGUAUGGACACUCCAUCUGUGUGUCGUAGUACGCUAUUAGACAAAUGUAACUUUCUAAAGAAAGGGGAUUGAGGCCUAUUUGUAACACAUCAUUUUCGGAUGUUCAUUACACAGACAUAUUUUACGAUAACGAAUCGAGAUGAAAUUAUUUUUUUUCUCACAUACACACGCAAACAUACAUAUACACACACGACUUCGCCCUUAUCACACAUACAUGCGUGUGUAGAUUAUAAUUAAAAUUUUUGGGGCGUUAAUCAAUAGAGAUGACAAAAUUGGAAAUUACGGAGAGUAAAUGACGAAUAAACAUAACACAAGACGCAAAAGAAGAAGAGAGGUAAAAUAGAAGUCGGAUUAAAUGCUGAGAACGUAUCUGCCAAAAUGAUGGAUUAGAGAAUGUCCCUAACAUAUAAGAUAACGUAGCGUGGUACUAUCUUAUAACAAUUUCAUGAGUAGAUCUAAGCGCGUUAUCGAAUUCAACAUAACAGACAUUCUGCAGAUACGAGAUGGGGAAAAGUAGAUAGAAAAAGAAAAAACUUUUCUUCCAUACCAGAUUUUGGGGCAUGCGCUCACUAGUCAAGCAAUCUUACUGUUUUUUUCUUUUCUUCUUUUUAUCGCAUUUCAUUUAGAGGGCCUACUUAACAUUGGUAUAUACUCUAGGUAUUUGCUAGACUUCACUAUCGUUACGUUUUUUCGUGGAUCGUGCAUAAAUUUUCUAGCUGUGAUGACGAAGACGAUAAUGCUGAUUGCUUUGUGAGAUAGCCGCUGCAUAAGUUAACGGUGAGUGACGAUCUAGUAACGUUAAUUGUAAGAAUUGUUACGCGAGAGAUACUAUGGAUGGGAUUUAAUUGCACUUUAUUCGACGAAGGUAAAUACAAUCAAUACCGCAACGUUAAUACAUAACGUAAUAGCGAAUAUCGCUGCAACGUCCAAAAAGUGAGUUUUACUUGUCAUUAUUUGCAACAUAAAAAUUCUGAGACGUGGAAUAUAUCGGUAGCAUGCUUUAUAUUUUGCGCUCGCCCUAUUUCAUCAUAUCAUAUAGAUAUCAUAUAGAAUUCGACAAAUUAUUUAUAACAAGAAUAGAGAAACGAGCAUUUCUGUUAUUCUGAUUUUAUUCG